Messenger RNA from Volvox carteri f. nagariensis, 8928 nucleotides. RefSeq lists its product as uncharacterized. The coding region runs from base 1 to 8928 and encodes 2975 amino acids. The transcript has 13 exons. Lineage: Eukaryota; Viridiplantae; Chlorophyta; Chlorophyceae; Chlamydomonadales; Volvocaceae. Gene Ontology annotation, molecular function: chromatin binding. The record is from RefSeq and is a predicted model, not a curated record.
AUGUGUUUCAACCACCGGCAGGGCGCCGCGUUGACCACGGCAACCUCAUCAUCGCUCGCAUCAUCUGCUGUUAAAAUAAAAGCUACCAACGCGGAACUCCGCGCCUGCACGAUGACCAGCACCGGCCCUCAAUGGCCACACGCUGGAGCGACCGACGACGACGCGGGCUUUGGUGACGCAUACCUGGCCACGCAGGUUUUGGACCCGGGUGACUGGGCGGUGUCAGCCGCAGAGCUGCCGCCCAGAGCAGUCGCACGACCGCCACUGCCACUACCACGGCCAGGGGCCCUACAGAUACCCACGCCGCAUUCGCCACCAGUACUACUCCCAGUACUGCUCCCAGUACUGCCACCAGUACUGCCGCCAGCGACACAUUCUGGUUCCUCGCAACGUCGGGCCCCUCGUGAAAACGAGCCGCACCUGGAGCAGCCGGAACCGCAGCAGCAGCAGUCACAGUCACAGCCGCAGGUGCAGGUGCAGUCACAGCCGCUGUGUCGACAGCUGCCUUCGCCUCCGCCGCCACCGCCACAGCAGCACCCCGCAGGACUAUCAGAGCCGCAAUGUAGCCCUGGACCCGGCGCCGGUGCUGCUCCUAGCCCCGGCCGUGGCCCCAGCGCUGCCGCUGCUGGUGCUGGUGCUGCCGGCCCUGGCGCUGGUAUCAUAACCUCAAGCAUGCAAGUGCAAGCACAAAUGCACGCGCAGCGUCACUGCCAGGCGGGCGGGGAGGACGGCGGCAUGGGCAGAGCUGCGAAUGUGUGUUCGCUGGAGAUGCCACCAACCUUACCACUGAGCGGCGCUGAGCAACCGGCUGUGGCGGGCGCCCUUGGGGGGGAAGGGGGAAGCGGAGGGGGAGGCGGGGGGGAAGAGGGAGGGGGAGUAAAGACGGGCGCGGAAGGAACAGCAGCAGAUGCUGCUGCGGGGUCCACGCCGGUCACGGUGGUAACGACAGAAACAGCGGCUGAGGCUGUGGCGGCAGAAGACUGCAUCGACGUACGACGAAUGUUGACAGCAGCCGACGGCGCAAGCAGUGGGCAGCCUCCGCAGCCUUUGCUGCAGCAGCAGCAGCAGCAGCAGGCAGAGCAGCAAGCGGAUAGCCACCUGAGCCUUACACCAACUGCCGUACUCACCCGUGGAGUCGCCACCGUCCCCGGCGAGGACCCUAGCGGUAUCGACGGUGGUGCUGGUUCGCCCGCCGGUCAACGGUGCAAUCAGUCGCGAAGUGGGUCAGUCGUGAAAUCGCCGGGGGUGUCGGAGAAGGAUGACGUUGCUGCGGCAGCAGCAAUGGCGGCGGCAGUGGCGGCGGCGGCAGUGGCGAUGGAGGAGAAGGAGGAGGAGGACGACGAGGAGGAGGAAUUGGGACGCAGCGGCGUCAUUGAUGACGAAGCGCCUCCUUCAUUGGCGCUGGCGCUCCCCGCCUCGCCAUCGUCGCCACGGGUGCUGGACGUCGACCUGCAUUGCAACCUCACCUUUCCCCCCAGCCUCCAGCUUGCUCUCGAUCCGGAUCAUGCUGCGGAUCUGGAUCCAGCUCCGGAUCUGGAUCCAGCGCUCGCCCCGGAUCUCAACCUGAACAUGAACCUCAGCCUGGGCGGGGGAGCACCGCCGACGCCUGAAUCCGAUGCUGCCGCGGGUGCAGCCGCUGGUACGACAACUGCUAUGCCUUUUGACGGCGAUGCUGUGCCCAAGCCAGGUUUGGGGAUGGGGCCGCAAGCCGCUCCGAGACCAGAGCUCUCGCAGCUACAGCUGGAGUCGGAGCUGCUGCAGAGAGGGCAGGAGCUGGAACACAAUUUGCAGGAGGGCGGCAAUCCGCGAUUGCCACCGCAGCAGCAACAGCCGCAGCAGGAGGAGGAGGAGGAGAAAGAGGUGGAGGAGGACAAAGAUAAGGAGGAGGAGGAGGAGGAGGACGGAGCGCCGCUGCCACCGCUGGGUGAGCUGCUACAGGAGCCGAUGGACUGCGAUGACCCGCAGGGUGUAGCAGCAGUAGCAGCGGUGGCGGCGACGGCACUGGGCAGCGGUUCUUGUGCGGCUGCAGCGGCUCAUCCAGCAGAGGGAGCGGAAGCCAUGGUUUCGGAGCUUCAUGUCGUACUUCCCGACACGGAGGUGGUACUGGAGGCCGAGGAGGCUGGCCCCGCCGCCAUCGCGACGCCGGUGGCGGCGGCGAUGUCGUACGAGCUCGUCGGUUCUGACGCUGCACGUGAUGCCGGGACAGCAGCGGCGGAGCCGCAACGCGGCGGCGGCAGCCAGAGCAGUGGCGGCGCUGCUGCUGCUGGCGGCGGCGGCGACCGACCUGGCGGCCGCGAGGGCUCAAGGGUGGUAGAACACUGCGGCGGUUCGGCAGCAGCGGCGGGCGCUGCCACAACAAACGUCGCCGCUGUUGCGAGCCGAGCUGCCGUACUGGCAGCGGAAGGGCAGACGACGCGGCCUGAUCCUGGCCCUGACGGAGGCGAUGGUCUUCGUGCCACCGCGACACACAACGUUGACGAUUUCAUGGAGGUUGAUGGCGGAACGGCAGCGGCGGCGGUGCCGCCGCCACCAACUGCAAUAGUUGCCAACCAGCCACGCGCUCACGCCGCUGCCGUACGCAAUGCCGUGACGCCAGCCAGUAUGGAAACCACCCGCCAGCCACCGGCGUUUGUAGCUGAAGUCGCGAGCAUCAGUGCUGCCAGUGGUGGCGGUGACGGCAACGGUACGGCCCCGGAUGAGCUCAGAGGACUGGAAGCCGAAGCCGCGUCUGCGGAGGCGCAGAAUCCUGCCGUACAGGGCGCCCCGCGGCUCAUGGCGCCUGGUGCUGCUAGCGGCGGUGGUGACGGCGACGGCGGCAGCGGCGGCAGACGCCGCCGCGACAGCCCCGUCCUGACCUCGGCUACUGCCACCGUCACCGCCACCGUCACCGCUACGGGAACGGGCCCGGGUACGGGGACCUUGGAUUGCGAGAGUGACGUCAGCAGUUUUGUGUCUGGCUCACAUGGCGAGGGAAGGGGGCUGGCGGAGGCGAAUGCGGAGCUGUCCAGGCUGCAUAGAGGUCUGCUCUCCGGUGAUGCCGAUCGCGGUUUGGCCAGUGUGAUCGUGACGGAGGAGCUGAAGACCGCCAUGGCGGCGGCGGGGUUCAGAACCAGGGGUGCCGUACACAUGGACAGAGAGCACCAAAAGCGUCUAAACGUGUGGGAGCUAAUGCUAAUGAGGGCUCACCAGCAGCAGCAGCGCGAUGACGAGGAGGUGGAGGAGGAGGAGUGGCGGCAGCUGCAGCAGCUGCAGCAGAAAGGAGGAGAGGUGACUGGGGAUCCGCUUCCUGGCCGAGGCCGACGGCGAGGCGGCGACGGCGGUUGCGGUGGUUGGGAGUUAACUUUCGUUGCCGUUGCUCCCGCUGGGCUCGCUUUGGCUGCUGGCGCUGGUACUGGGGCUGGUACUGGUGGCGGUCGCCCUCCGGUACCCAACGGCGCCGUCGAGAGGCCCUCGGCUGGCGGCGGCGGCGGCGCCGUCAAGCCCUCUGACAGUGACGAGACACAGGCGCCAAGCGUCGACAACUUUGUGGCGCUAUCGCCGCCGUCUGCUUGCCAACGGCCGGGAGCUGGAACGGCGCCUUUGCAGUCGCAGCCGCAGCCGGAACACCCACAGGGGCGGGGUACUGUAGACGCAAAUGCUGUUUCUGGCGGCGCCCUCGGGCCCGCCGCCGCCUCCGUCGCUGCGACAACGGCGACGGCGGCGGCAGCCGCCGUGGCGGGCUCCGCCACCAAGCCUAAGCCCGGUGCUCGCAGCGGCUGUGCUGCCGCCAAGCCGGCGGCGGUGGCGGCUCCGCCGCCGCCGGCGCCGCUUCUGCGUUUGGACGGCUCGGAGGAAGGCAGUACGUGCAGCGUCCGCGUCACAGCUGCGCCGUUACGGAGCGCCGCUACGACAGCGGCGGCGAGUGGAGGCUCAGCCGUUCUCAGUUCGGCGGUCCUUGUGGGCUCGUUGGCGUGCUACGCUGGCGGCAGCGCGGCGGCGGCGGCGGCGCCACACACCCAGACUCAGACCCAGACGGAUCCAGAGACUCUCCCGCGCGCUGCGCACAGCUUCAGCUUUGGCGUAGUAACUGCCAAAGGUAACGGUAACGGUGAUAGUAACGGACAGGGGACGAGCAAAGGGGUACAUCAGGUGGCGGGCGGAUCGCAGGGUCGAGUCAGCAGGGGCCCUCGCUGCGGCAGGCCGCCGCCGCCGCCGCCGCCGCCAUCGGCAGCGGCUCCGCCGCCGCCAGGCGUGGCGCCGUUGGUCUGCAAGUUGAGCUCCCAGGCCAGGCGAGCGGAGCGUCUGGCGGCGUCGCGGCGGCAGCAGCUACAGCUGGCGGCGCUAGAUCGCGCGGCGGCAGGAUCGACGGCCGUGACACCGGGGCGGACCGUGAUUGUACCGCCGUCGGCGCGUGUCGUACAUGCUGUUACCGCCUCCGCUGCCAAGGCCAGCGGACCGACGUCGCCGCCUGGUCCUGGUACGACGCGAGGAAGAGUUGGUCGCGAAAGUCAGGCGAUGUCGCCGACGCCGACGGUGGCGGCGGCGCCGUCAGGCGUUCGUAUCGCCAAACCCACUCUGGAACGUCCCAAAGCUCGUACACCGUCGACAGGCCAACGUCCUCCCCCGCCGCCGCCGCCGCCGCCGCCGAUAAACCGAAACCUAAUCAACCCGGAUCCGCACGGCGACGCAGAUCCGUACUUCCUGCCCUCGAUGCCAUCCCACGACGCCGCUGACGCUGUCGCUGACGCCGACGGCGGGAUGCCCUCCCUGCAAAGCCUUUCCUUGGCACAACUGGCAGCCAACAACCUUGCGACAGGUCAAAUUCAGUACGGCAGACGGACCGGCGGGGCGCCGGCUGGCGCCGCCGCCGCUGAACAGCCGGCGGCGUCAGCAACGGCGAUGACGGCGGCGGCAGUAACCGCACACGCGGGGUCUACGGCGGUGGCGGAGGCGGACGCCGAAUGGCUCCGCGUUCGACGCCUUGGCGACGCGGAUGAUGAUGAUGAGGAGGAGGAGGAGGAGGACGAGGCGGGGGAGGGGGAGGAGGAGGAGGAUGGUGCUGCAGGGGAGAAGCACGGAAGGCCUCGGGGCGACAGCGGGGGAUUGUCGCCGCCGUCGGCAGCGUUCAGCUUCGGGGUGCGGGUUUUGGCCGGCAGUAGCAGCACCGGCGGCGGCGGCUAUGAUGGUGACGAUGGCGGUGGUUUCGGAGGCAGCGUCGGUAGCGGCGGUGCUGGGGAUGUCUUCAGGGCUGUAGUGACGAGAAAAACGCCACCUGCAGCGGCAGACGCAAGUACGGAUGCUGCUACAGCUUUGACGGUGGCGACGGAAGUUGUAGCGCUGGGACAGGAGCUGCUGCAGGGUCCUCCAGCAGACACCUCCUCGCCAACCCGUCCUAGCCCUAGGAUCACCGUCCGGCAGCACCAGCAGCAACAGCAGCGGAGGCGGAGUACCGCAUCGCCGACGAAACACGCUGGGGCCGCAAACGUUACCGCUGGCGAGGCAAGUCCCAGCGGCGCCGUCGCCGCUGCGGCCGCAGCGCAUACGCCGGCAGCGGCAGCGGACGGUGCUGCAGCUGGGCACGCGACCGCCUCCGACGGCGUUCCGUUGACGGCCGGCGGCGUGUUCCACCGCCGACGCGUCAUCUUCGAACAACCGAGUAGCCCCAGCGACGGGGAGGUCAGCAGCGGCGACGACGAACGUACGCCAGUACGGCAGUUGCAUCUACCGCCGCCAUCGCCGCCGCCACUGCAACAUUGUUUACGCGCUCUAAUACAGCCACCAACUGCGCACAGAGCCCAGUCCGCCCCAGGUGCAGUGCAACGGGCCGCGCUGGCUGCUGCUGGCGGCGGCGGUGGUGGAUCCGUCGCGAAGUCCUUGCUGCCGUCGGCGACGGCACCGGAACGCCGGCCCGACGGCAGCGGCAGCGGCGGCGGCAGCGGUGCCCGCAAGCGGCGGCGGUACAGCGGACCGACCGCAUCGUCCGGUCCCAAAUUCCACCGACGCCUGGACCUCAGAAAGGCGACGGGGGUGGCGGCGGCGGCGGCGGCGGCGGCGCCGACGGCCGCAGCGGAGGAGGGCGAGGAGGACGACGUGGACGAGGACGAGGAGGACGAGGAGGAAGAUGACGAUAAGCCUUUAGCAGCCCUGGUGGCCGGCGGCCGCAAUGGCGGCGGCAGCAGUUGUGCGAAGCGGAGCGCCGCCGCUGUUGCCGCCGCCGCUGCUCUAACGCCAAAGACCACUGCGACGGCGACGGCGGCGGCGGCCGUAGCUGCAGCUGGGGCUGGGAGCCGCUGCAGGAGUCGCCGGAAGUCGGGCGCUGUAGCGUCGCCGCCGACGGCGGCGGUGGCCCCGGUGGAAGUGGUGCUUGCAGGCGGAGAGGACGCAUUUGAAGACCAGGAUGAGGGUCCCGCUCGCGGCGGCGGCGGCGGUGACGGCGGUGUUGAUACGGGCGACGGUAGUCCCUCCCGCCGCCGCCGUCACUCCAACCCGGCGCUUCAACCGCUCCGCCGCUCGCCGCGUAGCUGCAGGAAAGCCGCCGCCGCUGCUGGAGCAGCAGGAGUAGCAGCGGGAGCAGCAGCAGCAGCCGGCACCACACCCACAAAGGUGGCCACCGCCGACGGCGGCGGCGGCGGCGGCUGCAGGGCAGCGGUCCGGCGGCAGCGGACGCCAUCUCCGGCUCCUGAGGCGCAUGGCACGGGCAUCGGCGGCGGCGCCGCCGCCGCCUCCGCCGCCGCUGCGGCGGCGCUUCUCAGUCAGCCCAGUUCCAGCGACCCCGGCACGCCGGAGGGCCGGCUCCGAAAACGGCCCAGCGGUCAGGCGCCCCUGGAGUUGAUACUUCAACGGAGCAAACGGCAGCGCUGCGGCAUCUUUGGCGGCGUCACUUUUCUCGUCACCGGCUUCACCCGCCAACCGCCGCAGCCACCGCCGCAUGCAUCGGCGACGGCGCAGGCGGCGGCGGCAGCCGCCGCCGCCGCCGCCGAUGGCACUACCGCCGCAGCUGACGCCUGCCGCACAACCCGACGCGAGAUCGUCAAUCUCAUCCAGCGCAACGGCGGCAUGGUUAUGGAAGACCUGCCGCCGCCGCCGCCGGCCCUCGGCGCCGCCGCCGCCGCCGCCGCCGCCGCCGCCGGGACAGCGUCUCCGGCUGGCGGCGCCGCCAGCUGGGGGUGUUGCAGCGCCCGUCAGCUUCCCGACGUGGUGAUUGCGGACUGCGCAGACCGCCGUACAUGCAAGAUGCUGGGCCCGCUGGCGCGCGGUGUGCCGGUGUUGUCCGCGAAAUGGCUCCGCGACAGCGUGGCGGCGGCGCGUUUCCUUGACCCCGCUGCCCGGCCUCCGGGAGAGCACUUGCUACAUGCGCCGCAGCCGCAUCUGCUUCCAGGCGGCGUCUUUGCAGGUGUUCGUGUGUAUCUGGCGGGAGAUGCCGCCUUCCGGUCCACCUUCGGUCGGGUGCUGUCGGUGGCGGGGGCGCUCAUCAUGGACCACUGGGAGGCCGCAGUGACCGGGGCGCAUGUCGUGGUAGGGGGGGUUGACGGGGCGGGUAGCUUCGUCAUGGAACCGGCGGUUGACCUAGUGGUGGUGGACUCCGCCGCCCCAUCAGCAGCAGAUGCCGCUGCUGACGGCGCCGCCACCGCCGGAGCCGCCGGGGCUUGCCCCUCCUCCCACCGCCUCCGCUCCGGAACCAACAUUCCCGCUGCUCUACGUCGUGCCGUACGGUCCUUAUCCAUUCCCGUCGUGGACAAGGAAUGGGCAGUGGCGGCCAUACUCCGCGGAUCGCUGCCGUCGGGCUUCCCAGCGGGGGCGGCGGCGGCGGCGGCGGCAGCUUCAGGGCCCCAGCCAGCGGCGGCGGUGGCGGUGGUUCCGCCUCCACGGUCUCCUCCCCUUUUUCCGCACCCCUCUCCUGCAAUCACCCAAGCAGGGCACGGCCACGGGUUGGCACAGAGGCAAGGCCAGAUGCAUCAUCACCAUCAGGGGGCCCAGGGAGGACCUGUGGAGGUGGCGGAAGCGGGUGGCGGCGGAAGCGGCAGCGGCGGCGGUCCAUCUGGUCCAGCAGGGGAGGUUCCAGCAAUCGCGACGGCGACGGCGGCAGCGGCGGCGGCGGCGGCGGCGAAGGUGGUGAGGGCAAAGCCGGGUGGUGGAAGUUCGGGAGGGGGUGCAGCGGCAGCGGCAGAGACGUCAGGGCAGCGAACUCCGCUGCCGCCGCCGUCGCGGGCCCCGUUGCCGUCCCCGCCGCCGCCGCCGCGGCAGCAGCAGCAGCAGACGGCUGGCGGUACGGAGGCGGCGCCGUCAGGAUCGCCGGGACUCGUAGCUCGAAGGCAUUUGGCUGCCGCCGCAGCUGGCGGCGUCAGCGGCGGUGUAGGGGAUCAAGCGCCGGUGGCCGGCUCGGGUAGCCGAGCUGCAGGUGCUACAGCCGCUGGCACAGGAGCUGCUACUACCGUUAGUGAUCAGAGGGCACUGGCAGCGGCGGCGACGGCGGCUCCGCCUCUGGAUGAGGAUGCGGCGAUGGAGGUGGUGAGGGUGGGGGAUGUUGUGGAGGUGGUACCCCUGCCGGGUCAAGUCACUCCGCCGGUACUGGUGUUGGAGGAGUUGUGGGAAGAAGCCGCCGCUGGCGGCGUCGGCGUCAACGUCGGCGUCAACGCAGGAAGACCUCAGCGGUUGGCAUCGGGCCGAAGGCUCUUGCGUUCCGAGGAGACGCCGUUCCAAAUGGCGCCCGCGCCGCUACCGCACCUGUACCGCACCGCCUUCCGCAGCGAGCGGAUUCCGCUAGAGGCGCUCAGCCGCCGUCUCAGAGUGUACAACAGCGCCGUCGCGGCGGCUGCAGCCGGAUCGGCCACCACCUGCAGCGGCGCUGCAACGCAUUCACCGCAGUUCCUGUGCAUGUUCUCGUACGACCAUCGGACCAUGUCGUUGGGGCUCGUACCGCCGUCAGAGCAGUUGCAGCCUCCUUGGUAA